AAUUCUGCUGUGUAACUUCUCCGACUGAACAAUAAUUUUCUCCACGUAUUUAAGCCGUAUUCUUUCGUCCGCAUUACCGUAGAUCAGCCAGUCUUGAACACUUACAAGAUUUUACCAGAGAUUUGUAAACAUUUUCUUACGAAAAUGAACAACGUGACAGUGUUUGUGGCCUUUUCUUUAUUGUCCUGUGUUUUGGCUGGAGUUCAGGUGGACACAAUAACGAACGGGGACGGAACAAAUUUUCCCCAGACGGGACAAACGGUGACUGUCCAUUAUACCGGGACGUUAACGGACGGGACCAAAUUUGACUCCUCGCGCGAUCGAAAUCAGCCAUUCAGUUUUCACAUCGGACAAGGCGAAGUCAUUAAGGGUUGGGACGAGGGUGUUGCCCAGAUGAGUUUAGGGCAGCGCGCUAAGCUGACCAUUUCAUCGGAUUAUGGCUACGGACAAGCCGGCAUUCCGGGCGUGAUCCCACCGGAUUCCACUUUGAUUUUUGAUGUGGAACUGCUCGGUAUUCAGUAGAAAUUUUUAUGGCAUGUUUCUUGUUAUGUUUCGCGCACUUUGCGAAAUAUUUUUGUUAUAAUUUUGGCCUGGAUGGUUUUUAUUCUCUUGGGUUAAACGCGUUGUUGUUUUUGUUUUGCUUUAAAACUGAUGUUUGCUACUGGCUUUUGUUUGUUAUUUUCUACGGAAAUUAUCUUACCGAAAAAUAAGCAGGUAACAUAAAAAUAAGGGAAAUAUCUCUCA
Paramacrobiotus metropolitanus is the source of this 744-nucleotide messenger RNA. RefSeq names its product peptidyl-prolyl cis-trans isomerase Fkbp12-like. The transcript has 4 exons. The record is from RefSeq and is a predicted model, not a curated record. NCBI's taxonomy places the organism in Eukaryota, Metazoa, Tardigrada, Eutardigrada, Parachela, Macrobiotidae. Gene Ontology annotation, molecular function: peptidyl-prolyl cis-trans isomerase activity. Bases 145 to 522 code for a protein of 125 amino acids.